Arabis nemorensis is the source of this 1989-nucleotide messenger RNA. The record is from the annotation of a GenBank genome assembly. Lineage: Eukaryota; Viridiplantae; Streptophyta; Magnoliopsida; Brassicales; Brassicaceae.
AUGGCACGAGAUACGUUUGUGCUUGCGAUCAUCUUCUUCGGAUGUCUUUUUGCGAUUUCGAUUGCGAAAGAAGAGGCUACGAAGUUGGGGUCUGUUAUAGGAAUAGAUCUUGGUACAACAUACUCUUGUGUUGGUGUUUACAAGAAUGGCCAUGUUGAAAUCAUUGCCAAUGACCAAGGAAACCGUAUUACACCUUCAUGGGUUGGUUUCACUGACUCUGAGAGGCUCAUUGGUGAAGCUGCUAAGAAUCAGGCGGCUGUUAAUCCUGAGAGGACUGUCUUCGAUGUCAAGAGAUUGAUCGGUAGAAAAUUUGAAGACAAAGAGGUGCAGAAGGACAUGAAACUUGUACCUUACAAGAUUGUUAACAAGGAUGGUAAGCCUUACAUUCAAGUUAAGAUCAAGGAUGGUGAGACUAAGACUUUCUCUCCUGAGGAAAUCAGUGCCAUGAUCCUGACGAAGAUGAAGGAGACUGCUGAAGCAUACCUCGGGAAGAAGAUCAAGGACGCCGUUGUCACUGUUCCAGCUUACUUCAACGAUGCCCAGAGGCAGGCCACAAAGGAUGCUGGUGUUAUCGCUGGGCUCAAUGUUGCUAGAAUCAUCAACGAACCCACUGCUGCUGCUAUUGCCUAUGGUCUUGAUAAGAAGGGUGGUGAGAAGAACAUUCUCGUCUUUGACCUUGGUGGUGGUACUUUUGAUGUCAGUGUCUUGACCAUUGAUAAUGGAGUGUUUGAGGUUCUCUCUACAAAUGGAGACACCCACUUGGGAGGUGAGGACUUUGACCACAGAGUCAUGGAUUACUUCAUCAAGCUGAUCAAGAAGAAGCACCAAAAGGACAUCAGCAAGGACUAUAAGGCUCUGGGUAAGCUCCGAAGGGAAUGUGAGAGAGCCAAGAGAGCUCUUAGUAGCCAGCACCAAGUCCGUGUUGAGAUUGAGUCUCUCUUUGAUGGCACUGAUUUCUCUGAGCCACUCACAAGAGCUCGUUUUGAGGAGUUGAACAAUGACUUGUUUAAGAAGACCAUGGGACACGUGAAGAAGGCCAUGGAUGAUGCUGGUCUACAAAAGAGCCAGAUCGAUGAGAUUGUCCUUGUCGGUGGAAGCACUAGGAUCCCAAAGGUUCAGCAGCUGUUGAAAGACUUCUUNGAAGGGAAAGAGCCGAACAAGGGUGUGAACCCCGACGAGGCUGUUGCUUAUGGUGCCGCUGUCCAGGGUGGUAUUUUGAGCGGAGAAGGCGGUGAUGAGACCAAAGAUAUCCUUCUUCUGGACGUUGCACCUCUUACUUUGGGUAUCGAGACUGUCGGGGGAGUGAUGACGAAGCUUAUCCCGAGAAACACAGUUAUUCCGACCAAGAAAUCUCAGGUUUUCACGACAUACCAAGACCAGCAGACUACUGUCUCCAUUCAGGUCUUUGAAGGUGAAAGAAGUCUCACCAAAGACUGUAGGCUGCUCGGGAACUUCGACCUCAACGGAAUCCCACCAGCUCCAAGAGGUACCCCUCAAAUCGAAGUCACAUUCGAGGUGGAUGCCAACGGUAUUCUCAACGUGAAAGCAGAGGACAAGGCGAGCGGUAAAUCAGAGAAGAUCACAAUCACGAACGAGAAGGGACGUUUGAGCCAAGAAGAGAUUGAGAAGAUGGUUAAGGAGGCAGAGGAGUUUGCAGAGGAAGACAAGAAGGUGAAGGAGAGAAUCGAUGCAAGGAACAGCCUCGAGACUUACGUGUACAACAUGAAGAACCAAGUGAACGAUAAGGACAAGCUUGCAGACAAAUUGGAGGCGGAUGACAAGGAGAAGAUCGAAGCUGCGAUCAAAGAGGCUCUCGAGUGGCUUGAUGAGAACCAGAAUGCAGAGAAAACCGAGUACGACGAGAAGCUCAAGGAGGUCGAGGCUGUUUGUAAUCCAAUCAUCACUGCGGUUUACCAAAAGUCUGGUGGAGCACCGGGCGGUGAAUCAGCCUCGACUGAUGAGGACGAUGAGAACCAUGAUGAGCUCUAG